UAUCAAAUUGUAAGCCAAUUACACCUGAAGCUUCCCCAUGCACACCUUGUCAAAUUUCUUAUUUUAUCAUCCAGGUAUCAAUAAAUGUUUACUAUGUUUACCUGGAUCUUGACCUAUGACCUUGUACUCUCACACAAAUAUGUAGGAAAUAAUAGUAAAUUUACACUUUUUUAUGCAGGGAAGAUCUUUCUAGUUGACUUAUUUAAGGUGAAAAUAGAUAAACACACUUUAUAAUAAGACAAAGUAGGCUAAUUAUAAAACAUGGACAGUGGUACUGACCGGCUCGUUGAGAGGCCUCCGUCAAGUCGGUUCUCCUACGCUCAGAUGUCACGAUUUCCAGAUUAUGUUGAAUCGUACAAUCCAACUCUAUCAGAUAUAACUUUAGAUGAGACAGCACCAAAUGGUAUUGAAGAUGAGGUUAAACCAACAGCAGACACAACAGUCAAAUCUUCAGGAGGCAAUGCUGAUGUACAAGAUAAGAGUGCCCAGGGACAAAAACAGAAAGGGGAACAGGGCAGAAAUAUGUUCUUCAAGGAUGGCAAAAAAAGGAUAGACUAUGUCUUGGCUUGGGAAUCAAAGGAAGAUGACCAGAAACAUAACCACAGAAACAAAAAGGCUAGGGAAAUCUUUGAGACACAUCUGAAAGAGGAAGGUCUACAGUUAGAAGAAGAUCUGACUGUUUCUAAAGAGGAAGAAGCAGAUUUUGUAAAAGUUCAUGCUCCAUAUGAAGUACUAACAAGAUACGCUGAGAUUCUAAAACUGAAAAUGCCUGUUAAGAAGAACUUGGUACUCGACAAAAUACAGAUGAAGUAUGCACAGCUGGAGAAUCCCAUGAAAUCGGUGUCCACAAAGUUAUGGACCAAAGUAAGAGGGAUUGCUAAUAGAAUUUAUACACCAUUCCAACUGAAUGAAGAUCAGGUGCCACAUGUCAAAAGGAGGUUUACCUUGGUAUACAGCAGAGACAAAGAAUACUUGUUUGACAUUCCAGAGGAUAAAGACACCUUCUUUGAUAAUGCUACAAGAAGUCGUAUUGUCAAUUUUAUUCUGAGGAGAAAAUCAUUCAGCACUGAUAAAAAUGAUGCCUAUUCUUUUGGUAUCAACAAGAUGAUAAAUGACAAUAUUUACACAGCAGCCUAUUCAUUACAUGAGGGUCAUUGGAAGCCAGGCUCAGCACCCAAUGAAAGAAAACUGCUUUUUGAUCACUGGGGAAACUGGAGGAAUAUGUUUAAAGUUCAGCCAUUGGAACAUGUGAGGAAUUACUUUGGAGCUAAGAUAGGGAUAUACUUUACUUGGCUAGGAUUCUAUACAAUGAUGUUAAUACCAGCCUCUAUUGUUGGUUUAGUGGUUUUCAUAUAUGGAAUAGCUGUGGCACCUGGCAGCUACCCAGCGAAGGAGAUCUGUGAUCCCAAAAAUAACUUCACCAUGUGUCCAUUAUGCGAUUUUCAGUGUCCAUAUUGGAACCUGUAUGAGUCAUGUUCUAAUGCCAUAGCUAGUCGAAUGUUUGAUAAUGGUGGGACAGUCUUCUUUGCUAUAUUUAUGUCAUUCUGGGGUACUUUAUUUUUGGAAUUUUGGAAGAGAAGACAAGCUACCAUGCAGUAUAAAUGGGAUUUGUUGGACUAUGUUCGUGAAGAGCAACCACCUAGACCUGAAUACUUGGCAAGACUUGAAAACUGUACACAUUAUAGAAUGCAUCCAAUUACUGGGUUAAAAGAACCUCAUCUACCAUUCUGGACAAAGAGAGUACCUAUUUUCUUGAUGUCUUAUUCAAUCAUGUUUUUUCUGGGAUUCCUAGCCAUAGCUGCUGUAUUUGGUGUGAUAGCCUAUCGUGUAUCGGUGUUGGCUGCUCUGCAAGUUUUAACAAAAGACCGACCAACAUCAACUAAUUCUUCAUUGGUUGCCACGACAACAGCGACAAUCUAUGAGAAUGCCAGUCUGGUGACAACUGUAACUGCUGCUUGUAUCAAUCUGUUGAUAAUUAUUAUUCUAAACAUGAUCUACAGUCGGCUUGCUUUCUGGUUAACUGACUUGGAAUGUUUGAGGACACAGAAGGAAUAUGAUGAUAGUAUCACAUUGAAAUUGUUUGCCUUACAGUUUGUCAACUACUAUUCCUCCAUUAUAUACAUAGCUUUUUUCAAAGGAAGAAUUAUAGGAAGGCCUGGAAAAUACACAACUAUGUUUGGAGCCAGACAGGAAGAGUGUGCAGCUGGAGGGUGCUUGAUAGAACUGUGUAUACAGCUUGCUAUUAUCAUGACAGGAAAACAGUUAUUUGUUAAUAACUUUACAGAACUUGUUCUACCAAAACUAAUAAAGAUGAUAAAGAGAUGUCUUUCCAAGGAGACAAAGGCAGAAAAAGCUUCCAGAGCAUCCUAUGAGAAAGAUUACAAGUUAGAGGCUGCUCAGACAACCUCAUUGUUUUAUGAAUAUUUAGAAAUGGUGCUACAGUUUGGAUUUUUGACAAUUUUUGUGGCAGCUUUCCCACUGGGACCUCUCUUUUCUCUCAUAAACAACAUUAUAGAGAUCAGAAUGGACUCAUCCAAAAUGAUCACACAUCUGAGGAGACCACUUGCUGAUAGAAGUCCAGAUAUAGGCAUUUGGUACAGUGUAUUGUAUGGAAUCUCAAGAAUAGCUAUAAUCUCUAAUGCCUUUAUAAUUGCUCUUACAUCAGAUUAUAUACCUAGAAUGGUAUAUCUGAAUUCCUACAGUAAAGAUGAUUCUCUGAAAGGAUAUCUCAAUCAUACAAUGUCAUAUUUCAACACAUCAGAUUUUGAGGUAGAUCAUAGGCCUACAUAUGCAGGAAGUGAAAACAUACAGAUUUGCAGAUACAGAGAUUUUAGAAACCCACCAUGGUCAGAGAAUGCCUAUGAAUUUUCACAAUUAUUCUGGCAUAUACUGGCUGCUAGAUUUGUAUUUGUAGUAGUAUUUCAGAAUGUAAUUGUUUUGAUCACUGGUUUGAUUGCUUGGUUAAUCCCAGAUGUCCCAGCAGAGUUGAAAGUUCAAAUCAGAAGGGAGGCUUAUAUUAGCAAUGAAAUUAUUAUAAAGACAGAAUUACUCCGGGCCCAAGGAAAGUCUCCAGAGGAAGGAGAAGCAGCUAUUGAAGCAAUAUCUGAAGUUGGACCACAGUAUCAAGUUGAUGAUACAGGAAGUGCAAAAUUAAUGUACAGGAAGUCUCCUGGGAACUCUCCUGAAAGGGAGGAAGAAAAUAUUGUAUAAAUAUAUAAGAUUUGUUUCUGAAACUUUUCCCAAAAGCAGAUUUUGAAAAUAGCUCACAAAAGAUCUGGAUUGUUGCAUCUUGUACCCAUAUAUAUUUAAUAAUGAGAUUACUUGAUAAAUAGUUGUAGAAGAUUGAUAAAAUAUGACAGAGAGAGUAAUAUUUUUAGUGCUAAAAGAUCUAUUCAUUUGUACAGAUUUAGAGGUUCUUAAAAAUUGAUAUUUUUUUAACUUAUUAGUGAAAAAUUUAGCUACGUAGGCUUUUGUUAUAUUCUUGUUAUUUCUAUUUUUGUCAUGAAUAAUGAAAUACAAGGAAGCAUAUCUGUUGAAUUUCUCAUUUUUUAGUAGUUAGUGAUGUAGCAGUUUUUUUCUCCCCAUUCCUAGUUUUUGUGAUAUUCAUGUUCUGAUUGUUGGGAUAAUUUAUGUAAUUGUUUCAUGAAUUAUAGGUGCUUUAAAUGACAUGGAAUACUAAACUGUUAUUAAGUGAAUAUUACAAAAUGAUUACAUGAACAUUCAUGUGUUAAAUAUAAGUUAUGUAGUAAUAUUUUUGACAACAUAUAAAUUGCUUGCCUUUUAAAAGUAUACAUUUUCUGUAAACUCAGGGUCACAAAUGAUGUUUUUUGAUUAAUGUAGGUUUCUGCUUCUCAUAAACACAAUAGAAUCUGGUUGAUGAGAACAUUUGAAAAAUCUUGUUGUAAUAUGUGGGUGUCUUACGUAUGAACCAUAAACAAGGGUGGUAAAGGAUUAUUUUUGUGCAACGUGUUUUGCCAUUUUUAUUUCACGUGCAGCCGUGAAAAAGGGUCGUUAUUCACCGUGUUUCGGGAAAUUGGUAAAAAGAUCAACGUACAAGAAAUUUUUAAUUGUUCAUUCAUCGUGAAAUGGUUAUUUUAUAUCGCGUUCUUCCGUGCAGAUACCCCCCUUUACGCCCCUCAUAAACUAUUAGUGUUUUGACCAGUUCUCAUGCAAUUUUUAAGUCUGCUUAAAAUCUUUUUCAGAGGUUGUUAUUUUUCUAAUUAUAAAAUGUUGAUAUUAAGACUGUUCUGAAAAGAUACAGCUUAAUUCAGUUAUGGACUAUUACAUAAAAGUGAAUGAUGGAGGGAAGGAACAUAACAUGGGUCAUUUGAUGUUUGCAAAAUCGCUCAAGUAAAGUAUGUUGGUUAUAAGUCCCUUUCUUCCCUCUCCCUUCCAUUCUAAUUGAAUAGACCUAAGUAUAGUAUUGAUACUCUAAAGUUCCACCUGAGCCAUUUGGAUUUCUACAACUAACAUAUUUUUGAAAAUCUCUUACAACAAUUGAAAUGGAUUUCACACAAAGUUUUUUCUAUUUUUUGAGUCCAUGUCAUUUGUGAGUUGAAGAUUUUCACGAAGUCUCCUUUCAAAAAAUUAUGUUGUUGAGUGUCAUGACAGGAAAUCAACUUUUCUUUCACAUUUCUUAUUGUUAUAGAAAGAAAUGCUAUAGGAUGAAGAAAAAUUAUGCGAUUAAAAAGGAUUUGACCAUUGAAUUAAAUUGGUUUACACAUGAAUGGUUAAUACUGUAAAGUGAUUGGUAAACAUUUGUGGGACAUUGACAUGGGAGUUUUCCAAAUGAAUAGGUUAUUGUUAAGUCUUUCUAAGUUUGGACUUCCUUUGUUAUGAUAAUUUUUCCUGCAUUGAAGGUUGACAUCAUAAUAAAGGUUCAAAAUUUAAUGUGAACAAAUUGGAUUGAUUAAUAGGUUGUGUCUGUGAAAUUGAUUCCAGAUUUUUCCAAAAUGUUGUUUUGUUUCUGUUUUUAUAGAGUAUUUAUUUCUGUGUGUUUUUUUCAAAAUAUGAUUAUUUAUAGUAUAAGUUUCUCCAUUCAUAGUUGAGAUUUAAUACAGUCUACAUGAAAACGUUUUUGACCUACAAGCCCAAAAAUCAGGCUGUCAUAAAGUUUUUGUAAAUUUUUAUGGCUUGUGUGACCUCCUUUUAGGAAAAUGUUACUGCCCUGAAAACUUUUUUGGUCUGGGCCUUAGGGCUUGUUAAUGUUGUUUAACCUGAAGUCUACUAAUACCUGUAUAUAAAUUAUUUUCAAGGCAAAUCAUUGAAAUUUCAUACAUCAAUGGUUGCCACUUUUUUUCAAAUUGUUCCAUCAUUUGAAUUUUGUCAUAUUGAAUAUAGGCACAAAUACUCUAGUAAAGUGAUUUUUAAGGUAAAAAAGACAUACAUACUCAAACCAUGUUGAAUUUGAAUUAGUUUAUGUGUUUGUUUAUUAUAGCUUUAGUAAUGUAGUAUUUGUUUAAAAGUAAAGAACUAGUUUGUAUUUCUCUUGUUUUAUUUUUUAUAUAUUAAUAUGGCCUUGUCUUUUUGUCAGUAUUAGAGUAACUUUAUUUACUAUUUUACUUUUAGUUAGCAUUAAGAUAGAUACUGACUGUCUUCAUUGAAUUUGAAAGUAGAUUAUCCCUAGAAUGGAUAAUUUGAACAAGGAGAAUGAAUACAUAAGCACUGUUACACAAUUUUUCUUGUGUUGAAAUUGAUUUUUAACUUAAUGUAUGCAACUCUUUAUGGACUUGUUCAUUAGUAUAUAAAGCAUUUUUUAGCGAUGCAUUUUAUUUUUGGAUUUUUGUUUCCUAUAUUUUGUAUGUACAGUAAAAUCUGUUUUUUUCAACAAGUCUUUAAGAAGUUGAAAAUUAAAAUACCCUACCUUAGUUCAUUAUAUUUAUUUUUAUUUUUUAUUUUAGGUCAACCCUCCCAACUAAAUCAGUUUUCAUUCAUGACAAAGUUGACAUCUCAAUACAAUAUUAAUGGCAUAUGAUGUUUCCAUGUAUUUUUUAUUUGUUGUAAAUAAUUGUUUUUCAGCUUAAAUGCUUAAAAACCUCAUCUGUAAUAUUGCUUUUAAACUUUUUUAACUUCUUCAUUCUUGAUACAUAAGUUGAAUAAUUGUCUUGGAACCCCAAACUGGGUACCUGUUCAUAUUACAUGUCAUGUAAUCUGUUUCCACUUGAGUACCAGGCAAAGCCCAUUAUUAAGUAUUGGACCAACAUUGAGUGAGUUGGAUUAUUUCCACUUGGUACAAAACAGCAUUUAUAAAAUACUAUAAUUUUGAGAAUUAACUUUUUUUUCUAGUUUAUGUAGCCAUCCAUUUUAUUGAUAAAUAGUUUAGCGAACUUUGUCAUCUUUUCCUAUGUCUCUGAGUCUUUUCAGCUCAUUUCUUUUGCAGUAAAGGUUGAAAAUCCCUCAAACAUUUUUAGGUGUUGAAACUAAAAUUUGUAAGACCUAUCAAUUUUAUGAUAGAUCUUGAUAUAGAUUAUUUUAACCUUUACUGUUGUAAGAAAUUGGGUAACACAUGAACAGUUUCUGUUGUAAAAAAAGAAAAAAAAAGUGCUCUAAUGCUGGAACUCUGUAUGUUCAAUAAAAUAUUGGAUGUAUUAGUAUGUCAAUUCAUUUUUGCAUUUGACCAUGAAGAUACUCAUAUUUCUUGGAGGGAGUGAUUUUAACAGGUAGAUGUUAACAAAUGUCAUUAGGCCUUCCAAUCUCAUUUGACAUUGAACAUUUGAAAUUUUUAUGAAAGUACCUCUUAUAGGUAGGAUUGUUAUGCAUUUUCAAUACUGAUGACAUAGAGCUAAAUCAUCAAGACAAUGAUUUUUGAGAUAUGAAUGUACUUGAUUUUUCCCAUGAAAAUGUAAUUUUGUGCAGAUUUUAUACAUUAGAUAUUAUAUAAGUUUUUGUAUAUUUUGUUUUGACAGUAAACAAUCUUAACACUGCAGAACUCUGUUAUGGUUAAGUGAAUUAAUAGUUUUGUAAUUAUAUGAACAAAAACAUUGUGUAUAAGAAAUAUACUUUUAUCUUAUCAUAUUUUCUAAAUUUUAAGUUUUGUAGAUGCAGUAUUUAUUUUUUACAUUUGAAAGGUUGAAAAUUUUCCUUACCAUUAAAUUAUGUAUACUUAUAAAUUUUAAAAAAGUCUAAUAAUUUUUAUAAUUAUAGCUUUCAUCAUUACUAAUGAUGCCAUAUAUGAGUUAACAAAAUUUUCUGUUACUGGUUAAUUCUGUUUUGAAUUUCAUCAAGAAGUUGUUUAAAAAAUGUCAAACAUUUUAAACUGUGAAAACAAUAUUACUAGGAUAAAUUUAAAUUGAAACCACCUGAAGCUAGCAUUUUCAUCUGGGCAAUUUUAUUUUCGAUAAUAAACAACUGUUGAAAUAACUCUAAAUAAAAUUCAUCUGACCAGUUGCACAAAUAUUGGUUAAUAUAUUUACUUGUUUGGUUAUAAGAGUCUUAUUAUUUGAUACUAGUUUACACCAGUAAAACCAUAUAUAUUUUUAUGUGCAAUAUCCUUUGUAGGACACGAGUUACAUGUAUAUCUUUUAACAAAUCUGUAUAUAUUUUUAUUUCUUAGACCUGAUUGCCAUUAUAAGUGCCUAUAUUAUAGUGUUCUGAUGUUUGAUAAUCUUAUUAAUGAUGAACUUGGCUGCUAUUUUCAGUUUUCUUUCAAAUGAUAUUAUGGUCUUUUUAGAUUGCUGCAGGACUAAAGAGAGUUUAGAUAAAGAAGUUUUUUUUUCAGAGCAAAAUUGUUCUAGCUUGGUUAAUGUAAACAAAAAAGGGUAAAUCACUCAAGUAAAGAUUUCCAGGUGGCAUUUAAACUGUUUACCAUCAAAGUCAACCAUACAUACAUUUUUUGUUGCCACUGGUUUCAUUUUGAUCUGAAAUUAUUUUUUAUCAAAUCUAUUUUUUUUCAAGAUGCUGUGAAAAUGCUUUAAUGUUUAUUUUAUGGAUAUUUUUACUAAAAUUGACCAUGCAUUGAUAUACCUGAUACACCUUUGGAACCCUCUGCCGAAGCACUUUUCAUUUUAACAGCCUUCCUUUUUCCAAUUAAUUGCUAUUAAAUGUCAGAAAAUGAAAUAAAUUAUUGCAAAUUUUUUUUUGAUAGUAUGCAAACAAAAGGUAAAUUUUUCUCAAUUUAAACAGCCUUUAAGUUACUUGUUUACUUCAUUACAAAGUUUUGUAUAUUUUUAUCAUAGAUGUACAUAUAUCAGAAAACUUCAGGCAUGAAUCUCUUAAAGUGUGAAAAUGUCUAAACUAUGACUUUUAAAACCAAUAUGUUGACUUUACUUCACAAUUAUAGCUUUUUGUCUAAUAUUUUUUUAAAUUCCAUACAUUUUUUCAAAUUUUCACAUUGUUUACCUUACUCAAACAUUUUUACAGCAUACAUUAAUUACUCAUGUCUGGUAUUUAAAGUUGUAUUGAUAUUGAUAGUUAUGUAUUUAUGAAACUGCAUUUUACCCUGCAAAUAAAAAAAACAUACCUCAUUCUA
This is a messenger RNA of Mytilus californianus (California mussel), 8467 nucleotides long. RefSeq names its product anoctamin-2-like. The record is from RefSeq and is a predicted model, not a curated record. Lineage: Eukaryota; Metazoa; Mollusca; Bivalvia; Mytilida; Mytilidae. Gene Ontology annotation, molecular function: protein dimerization activity; chloride channel activity. Gene Ontology annotation, cellular component: plasma membrane. The transcript is spliced from 26 exons. Bases 262 to 3210 code for a protein of 982 amino acids. Gene Ontology annotation, biological process: chloride transmembrane transport.